CAUUUGCGUAGUCACAGGUGUCAGUAUUGCGCAUGCGCACAUCACGUGAAGACUCAGAUUCUUUUCGAAACGCUUCAGAAACAAGCUAUUAACCAAGCUUUCCUCAUAAUAUGAUUGCUAAUAAGCUAAUUUAGCCAGUUUCCUUCAUUUUGGUAUUUGGUAUUUAAUGGUAAAAAUGAGUCUAGAAUCUCUUUUCGAGCAAAUUCUAUUGACAGAGCAGCAGGUGUCGGAAAAUAUCAAGCAGCUUCAUGAAGUUAAAGCUGCCAUCAAGAGUGUACAGGACAAAAUAAACUCCGCAUGUGAAAAGCUGGAGAUAGCACAUCGCGAACUGGACGAGAAGGCUCAGCUCUUGUCUGAAAACAAACUGCAGCUUGUUUUGAUGACAAAGCGACGAGAUCAACUGGAAAGGCAGAGAGAAGAACUCUUGGAGCUGCAGAGAGAUCUCAAAGAAACCCUGGACAGGCUGAAAAGAGAAUACUGUGAAGAAAGAGAGAAAUUCUUGAAGGAGAUGAUAACUUUCAACAAUAAAUUCAGCCUAAUCAGCAACAGAAAUGCUGUUUUUCACACCCAAACCCGCUCUAAGAUCCAGAGUCUGGAGUUGGAAGCUGAAACUCUACACAAAGAGAUGGACUUGCUGAAGCAAAAGAACACUUUGCUGAGCUCCAUGGAGGCAGAGAAAAGAUCACUAGAAGCUGAGCUCCAGGAUAUACAAUCACAGCUUGCAGAUAUAGAGAGAGAUCUGAAGGAAGCAGUGGCUUUGACAGAGAUUUUGAAGACCGAGAGGCUCAUGGUCCGUCAGAAACCCUUGACAGACAGCACCUGCAUCAGACUCAAGAAAGAACUGGAGUUAUAUAAAGAAGAAGAGCUUGAGCUUCUGCGAGAGACCCUCAGCUCUGAGAUUCACUCCCUGCGACUGUUGCUGGGAAAAGGAUAUUAACCCUUGGAUUUUCAAAGGAAAAAUGGAUUGAGAUGCUUUGGAAUGACCUCAGAUGAGCGAUUUAUACCAGCAUCCCAGGUAUAUUGCUGAACUGAAAUGGUUUUGUAAAAAGCAAUGGUGAAAAAAAUCCUCUUGAUCAUUGAAUAGGUCUUAUCCGCAAUUACAGGAAACGUUUGGUGGAGGUUAUUGCUGCCAAAGCAGGGUCAACAUGUUAUUAAAGCCAAGGGUUCACAUAUGUUUUCUACCCUGAACUGUGAAUGUUUUCAUUGAGGGCAUAUACAGAAUAGGCGUUUAGUUUGUGUUCUUUGUUUAAGCAGACUGUGUUUGUCUAUUGUUAUGACUCAAAUGAGGAUCGGAUCAAAUUUUAUAAACAAUUUAUAUAAAAAUCUACACUGCUUACCAAGGCUGCAUUUAUUUGAUCAAAUAUACAGUAAAAACAGUAAUUGAUAAAUAUUAUUACAAUUUAAAAUAACUGUUUUCUAUUUUAAUGUAUUUUAAAGUUUUAUUUAU
Molecule: messenger RNA, 1447 nt
Organism: Ctenopharyngodon idella (grass carp)
Lineage: Eukaryota; Metazoa; Chordata; Actinopteri; Cypriniformes; Xenocyprididae
Gene: ccdc172
Product: coiled-coil domain containing 172
Exons: 8
Coding region: 167-937 (256 amino acids)
Cellular component (GO): cytoplasm
Source: RefSeq, a predicted model, not a curated record